AUGGCCAUCACGGCCCUGCCACAGAUCCCCACCCUCACAACACUCUACCAUCUGAACCAGCUUUCCCCAUCACCAACGCCACACCCCGGAGCCACAUCACGCUACAACGACAAGAUUUCGCUCAUCCGCACAGACAUCACCAGGCUGGCAGUAGACAGCAUCGUCAAUGCUGCCAACACUUCUCUACUCGGCGGGGGAGGCGUUGAUGGCGCCAUUCAUCGCGCAGCUGGCCCGCAGUUGUUGGAAGAAUGCCGCGGUCUGAACGGAUGCGACACGGGCAACGCCAAGAUCACCGAUGCUCAUCAACUCCCCUCCCGCAAGGUCAUCCACGCCGUCGGUCCAGUCUAUCACAUCCAGAAGGCCAAAGGCAAACAUACCUCGCUACUCCAGAGCUGUUACACUCAGUCAUUGGAUCUCGCCUCACAGCACGACUGCAAAAGUAUUGCCUUCAGCGCCUUGAGCACCGGGGUGUACGGCUAUCCCAGCGACGAGGCUGCUGAAGUCGCCAUUGCUGCCGUCAAGGGCUGGCUGGAGGCAGACGAAGAGAGAGCCGGCACGAUGGAACGAAUCAUCUUUUGCAGUUUCAUGGAAAAGGACGAGAGAGCUUACGAAAGGCACAUUCCACAGUUCUUCCCGCCGGCGAAUGAAACGACCACAAACGAAGAAUCCGAGGAGGGUGGGAUUUCAUUACCUGAUGUUCCUACCAAAGAUCCCGCUACUGAGGAAGGACAGUCUGAACCGAAGAAGCGAAAGGUUGAUGGUGGAAGCAAUGACGGACCAUCUGCAUAA
Neohortaea acidophila is the source of this 789-nucleotide messenger RNA. RefSeq lists its product as uncharacterized. Bases 1 to 789 code for a protein of 262 amino acids. The transcript is spliced from 2 exons. NCBI's taxonomy places the organism in Eukaryota, Fungi, Ascomycota, Dothideomycetes, Mycosphaerellales, Teratosphaeriaceae. The record is from RefSeq and is a predicted model, not a curated record.